CCGAGUAUAAAAUGGAAGGCGAAUUGAACAUCAAGCACCAGAAUCCAUCGUUUGACUCUUUCAGGCUCACCUGCGACUGAGAUCAAGAUGAAACUGAGAGUCGUGGUUUUGCUGUUAGCUGCAAUGGCAUUUGCGUCCGCUGCUCCUGGGGGAGGCUAUGGCAGCAGUGGAGGAGGUGGGGGUGGAGGAUAUGGCGGAAGUGGAGGAGGAGGAGGCGGAUUCGGAGGUGGAGGAUACGGAGGAAGUGGAGGUGGAGGAUAUGGUGGAAGUGGCGGAGGUGGAGGCGGUUUUGGAGGUGGAAGUUACGGAGGUAGCGGAGGAUACGGAGGAAGUGGAGGAGGUGGUGGAGGCUUUGGAGGUGGAAGCUAUGGUGGCAGUGGAGGAUACGGGGGAAGUGGAGGAGGAGGUGGAAGUUAUGGAGGAAGCAGCGGAUAUGGAGGAAGUGGAGGCGGAGGCGGAGGCUUUGGAGGUGGGAGUUACGGAGGGAGUGGAGGCUACGGUGGAAGUGGCGGAGGUGGCGGCGGCUUUGGAGGUGGUGGAUACGGGAGCAGUGGAGGUUAUGGUCGUUAAGAAUACCGAAGGCGUCUCUUGAGAGAUUAUGAUACAAAACUUCACUUGAAAUAAAAUCAUUCAACAGCAUCAACGUUUAU
Messenger RNA from Macrobrachium nipponense, 650 nucleotides. RefSeq lists its product as uncharacterized. NCBI's taxonomy places the organism in Eukaryota, Metazoa, Arthropoda, Malacostraca, Decapoda, Palaemonidae. The coding region runs from base 88 to 570 and encodes 160 amino acids. The transcript has 3 exons. The record is from RefSeq and is a predicted model, not a curated record.